Triticum urartu is the source of this 898-nucleotide messenger RNA. Its product is annotated as NDR1/HIN1-like protein 26. NCBI's taxonomy places the organism in Eukaryota, Viridiplantae, Streptophyta, Magnoliopsida, Poales, Poaceae. Gene Ontology annotation, cellular component: plasmodesma; plasma membrane. The record is from RefSeq and is a predicted model, not a curated record. Gene Ontology annotation, biological process: defense response to other organism.
CUGGUAGUGCCACUCACAAACCUUAUCUCAGCUCACACGCACGCCUCUCUCUCUCUCCUCUUGUGCACCACCAUGUCUCGCAUCACGGAUGACCCCGAGCACUCCCCGAGGGACUGCGCCACCAAGCACCGCCACCACCACUCGGCUGGGCGCCGCCGGCUGCUGAUCGGGGCGUUGUCGGCGGCGGCCUCGCUGCUGGCCUUGGCCAUCAUACUCUGGCUCACCCUCCGCCCUUCCAGCCCGCGCUUCACGCUGCUGGCCGCCACCGCCACCGCCCCCAACGCCACCGCCGGCGGCAUCGUGCGGCUCGACGCGGCCUUCGUCGCGCACAACCCCAACGCGCGCGCCGCCGCGCUCUACGACCGGCUCCAGGCGCGCGCGUCCUACGCCGGUGUCCAGCUCGCCGCCACCGCGCCGCUCCCGCCGUUCCAGCAGGCCCAGGGCGACGCCGUGCUCACCGCCUCGCUCUCGGCGUCAUCUACGGCGGCGUCGGCAGCCGAAACCGCAGAGGCCGGGCGCACGACGCUGCUGCUGAGGCUGCGCGUCGAGGGGCAGCUCCGGUGGAAGGUGUCCGCCUGGGUGUCCGGCAGCCGCGCCCUCGCCGCCGAGUGCGUCGCUGUCGUCGUGCCGUCGCAGCUCACGGCCGUCGUCGUGCAGGGUUCCCAGUGCGCCACCACCCUCCAGUGAAUGAAUAAUAAAUCUACAUAUGUGCACAUAUGUAUGCAUCAGUCGAUAAAUUACUUUUGCAAUUAGCGCCUGUGUUUAGCUUAAUUGCACUAUUGUUCUUGUACUUAUGAGAGACAUUCUACGUCCUCUGCUUAAUUUUUUUAAAGGAGAAGAUCCACGGCACGUGCAUGUUAUGGUUGCCGCGUUUGCUAAAUCUCAGGUUCCUGAGAAA